Diatraea saccharalis (sugarcane borer) is the source of this 336-nucleotide messenger RNA. The record is from the annotation of a GenBank genome assembly. Lineage: Eukaryota; Metazoa; Arthropoda; Insecta; Lepidoptera; Crambidae.
AUGAUCAAGUCCGCGUCCGAAUCGCACUUGAAUGAACAUGAAACUGACUAUAACUAUGAUAAAUCUGUUACUCCACCAAAUUUUGUUUAUGGUCGAGCUAAAAAGAGAAAGGAAUACGAUAGCCCCUCGUCGAAAGGACAACAUACUUCUGGAAAUAACGACCUGAACACCUUGAGAGAAGAUAUUAAAGAUAUGUUUACAUCUAUGCUCGCUGCCCAAAAACAAGAAUUUAAUAAAAUUAAUCCUACAUUAAAGUUAAUACAGGAAACAAAUAACAAAAUUGAGAGCUCAAUUGAUUUUUUAACUAAACAAAAUGGAUUUUCAGAAAAGAAUUGA